AUGCUUCAUCACCAACGCCUACGCUCUGCGAUCUCCUUCGCGUUGCUUUCAACAUCUCAAGUUUCUGCUAUUGCUUAUCCCACUUCAUCCGCCAUACCGUUCUCCCCUGGAUUCAAUGUCACUGCGGUGUUGGAAUAUGCAAUCUCUCUGCCGUCACACUCUUGGGAAUAUGGGACUGCCACCCAAGCUCUCCUCGAACUCUUCGACGCGCCCCACUCCGUCUUCGGUGCAAACCCCUUCCCAGUCCCGAAGCUAGAUCCUAAAAAUACUCCCGCUCUGGCGUACGCCAAGGAAAAGAUUGUUAUUGGUCCUCCUCCGAACGGUCUAAGCGAUGGAGACGGUGCUGUGGGUGAUCCAGCUAGUUUAGGUGUCAGCGCUGUACUCCUUGGGAAGACAGAUCCAUCCUACGCAACUGCAGCAAAGUUACAAGCCGAAUACGUUAUCUAUGACGCACCAAGAUGGCACAACGGAGCGAUUUCGCAUCGUGCUGACCACCCCGAAAUUUGGGCCGAUUUUGUCUACAUGGCGCCUCCUUUCCUUGCGUACUAUGGGGUUGCAACAAAUAACGUAACGAUACUCCAAGAGGCCGUUACCCAAUGCCUACUCUAUGCUGAAGGUCUUCGAGCAAACACGACUACAGAUCCGGCCACUCCUCCAGCCUCUCAUCCAGUUUCUGCUCAAGGCCUUUGGACGCAUAUUCUUGGGUAUUGGUGGGCCGAUGCUGGAUUGUGGUCCUCUGGAAAUGCUUGGGCAGCCGCCGGCAUCAUGCGUGUUCUUGCCACCGUCAUUAAGGCCCCUCCAUCACUCUUCGCGGGCAAAAACGGACUCCCAGAUGCAUCCUGGAGACAACGGGCCAUAAGCUCAUUGGUAGCCGAAAUUCGCACCAUCUUGGACGGCGCCAUGAGAAUGGAGAACGAGAACAGCCUUCUACGGAACUAUCUCGACGAUCCAACUUGGUUUGGGGAGGUGUCAGGAAGCUCCCUGCUGGCGAGCGUUGCGUAUCGUCUUACCACUUUUUCCAAGUCUUACGGAUCUGCUGCACUGCCCAAUUCUGUCUCUACUCGUUAUAUUGACUGGGCAGAGAAAAUUCGAGUAACUUUGGGAAGUAACGGACACAUUACGAGCGCUGGUAUUGCGACUCCAGCUGUCAACCCUCUUGACUGGAACGACCGGAACCACUUCACUACUGGAAGCCCAGAAGGCAACAAUUUCGUUAUUUUGUUGUACACGGCGUGGAGAGAUUGUGUUAAAGCUGGGAUUAAAGGUUGCAAAGUCUAA
Psilocybe cubensis is the source of this 1278-nucleotide messenger RNA. RefSeq lists its product as uncharacterized. Bases 1 to 1278 code for a protein of 425 amino acids. The record is from RefSeq and is a predicted model, not a curated record. Gene Ontology annotation, biological process: carbohydrate metabolic process. The transcript has 2 exons. NCBI's taxonomy places the organism in Eukaryota, Fungi, Basidiomycota, Agaricomycetes, Agaricales, Agrocybaceae.